AUGUACGAGGUGUCCACAAGAGUUAAAGACGAGUUGAAGGCGUAUGUUGCGAGCCAAAAGGCCAAGAAAACAAAUGAUGGGUUGGUUGAUUUGGCUGAUGAAGAGGAGGAUGAUGAAGUUAUAGAGAUACCAACUCAGCAAAAUAAGAGGCAGAAGACUAAUGUGAAGGGGCCAUUAGAUGUCAUGUGGUCAAAAGGUAAAGGAAAACAAGUUCAAACAAGCAUCAAGGAUGCUUGUAAUAAAGAGAUCCGAGCCCAAACAAUACAGUCCAUUGCAGCGUUUUUCUACCAGGCUGGGGUUGCAUUUAAUGUGGCUAAUAUGAACUGCUUAAAAGAGAUGCUUGCGGCUGUUGGAAACUAUGGGCCACAUUUAAAGCCUCCAUCAUACCAUGAGCUUCGCGUGCCGUUACUAAACAAUGAGGUACAACAUGUGGAGGAGUGGGUCGAAACUCAUAGAACUGAGUGGAUGAAGUACGGUUGUUCGGUAAAGUCGGAUGGAUGGACAGAUAGGAAGCAAAGAACGUUGAUUAACUUUCUUGUCAACGGUUCUAAAGGAACGGUGUUUAUGGAGUCCGUUGAUGCAUCGUCGUAUAUGAAGACUGGUGAAAAGGUUUUUGAGCUCCUAGAUGGGUUUGUGGAAAGGAUUGGGGAACAAAAUGUUGUUCAGGUUAUUACCGACAAUGGGGCCAACUUUAAGCUAGCAGGUAAAAUGUUAAUGGAAAAGCGGAAAAAUCUAUUUUGGACACCAUGUGCAGCGCACUGCUUGGAUCUAAUGCUAGAAGAUAUCGGUAAGAUUCCGGAUGUGAAAAAAACUAUUGAACAAGCUAUCUUCGUUGUUGGUUAUAUUUAUAACCAUAGUUUUGUCUUGAACUUAAUGAGGGAGUUCACUAAAAACAACGAGCUAACAAGGAGUGGAGUAACAAGGUUUGCAACCACGUUUCUUACGUUACAAAGCUUGCAAAAACAAAAAUCUGCACUUAGAAACAUGUUUGCUAGCGAACAGUGGACGACAAGUAAAUGGGCUGAAGAACGUAAGGGAGCAAGAGCGAAUGACAUUGUUUUUACCCCAACUUUCUUUCUGGAACAAUGUCCUGUUUACGUGUACGAAGGUAUGGAACGAGCAAAAACUGCAAUUGCAGCAGCUUUAGGAGGAGAAGAUAAUGCAGAAUACAUUCGAUAA
This is a messenger RNA of Helianthus annuus (common sunflower), 1179 nucleotides long. RefSeq lists its product as uncharacterized. The record is from RefSeq and is a predicted model, not a curated record. The transcript has 4 exons. Bases 1 to 1179 code for a protein of 392 amino acids. Lineage: Eukaryota; Viridiplantae; Streptophyta; Magnoliopsida; Asterales; Asteraceae.